Messenger RNA from Sparassis crispa, 1131 nucleotides. RefSeq names its product Zinc-type alcohol dehydrogenase-like protein. Gene Ontology annotation, molecular function: oxidoreductase activity. Bases 1 to 1131 code for a protein of 376 amino acids. The record is from RefSeq and is a predicted model, not a curated record. Lineage: Eukaryota; Fungi; Basidiomycota; Agaricomycetes; Polyporales; Sparassidaceae. The transcript is spliced from 8 exons.
AUGGGCCAGUUCUCAGACCUCAUAAAUUGGGGCACGGAACAGACAUUCGGACAGGCUUGGCGUCCCACUGUCAACCAGACCAACAUGUCGAUUAAUAUUCCUCAGACUACACGCGAGUACCAUCUCCCCAAGGUGGACGGGUACCAUAACCUAGUCGUCCAAGAGGCGCCGUUGCCUGCCCCAAGGGCAUUUGAAGUCCUCGUAAAGGUGCACGCCGUGUCCCUGCAGUAUCGCGACUUGAUGGUCGCGACGAGCAAAUAUCCGCUCGGCCAGAAACCAAACGUCGUCCCAUGCUCGGACAUGGCGGGCGAGAUCCUCGCCGUCGGCGAAGACGUGCGCACUUGGGCCGUUGGCGACCGUGUCUGUGCCAACUUCGCGGUGGACCACGUCUAUGGCGAACUCACGGACGAGGCUAGGCUCUCCGCGCUUGGCGCGCCCAUUGAUGGUGUCUUGACGGAGUACAAGGUCCUUCCAGCGCACUGCCUCGUGCGCGUUCCGGAACACCUCUCCUACGAGGAGGGAUCGACUCUGCCAUGUGCAGGGCUCACUGCGUACAACGCGCUGCUGGGCCCCGUCCCGCUCAAGGGUGGUGACACGGUCCUCGUCCAAGGCACCGGCGGCGUCUCCAUCUUCGGGCUCCAAUUUGCGGUCGCGUCCGGCGCGACCGUCAUCGCGACAUCGUCCUCCGACGAGAAGCUCGAGAUCGCGCGGCAGCUCGGCGCGGCGCACCUCAUCAACUACCGGAAGACGCCGGACUGGGCGGACGAGGUGAUGCGGAUCACGGGCGGUAAGGGCGUCAAGUAUAUCAUCGAAGUCGGCGGGGCCGGGACGCUGAUGCAGUCUGUACGCUCGAUCGCGUAUGGCGGGUGGAUAUGCGUCAUCGGGUUCGUUGCGGGAGGCGGCGACGUGAGCCAGCUGCCGACGGCCGUGCUGACGCGCUGCGCGAUGCUCCGCGGGAUCGUCGUCGGUCCGCGUGUUCAGUUCGAGGCGAUGAACGAGCUGAUCAGCGCGAAAAAGCUCAAACCCGUCGUGGACAAGGUGUUUGCGUUCGAAGAGGCGAAGCAGGCGUACGCGUACCUGGAGAGUCAGAAGCACGUCGGGAAGGUCGUUAUCAAGGUCUCGAAAGAUUGA